Xenopus laevis (African clawed frog) is the source of this 1452-nucleotide messenger RNA. RefSeq names its product proteasome 26S subunit, non-ATPase 13 S homeolog (gene psmd13.S). NCBI's taxonomy places the organism in Eukaryota, Metazoa, Chordata, Amphibia, Anura, Pipidae. The record is from RefSeq and is marked provisional. Gene Ontology annotation, molecular function: structural molecule activity. Gene Ontology annotation, cellular component: nucleus; proteasome regulatory particle, lid subcomplex; proteasome complex. Gene Ontology annotation, biological process: ubiquitin-dependent protein catabolic process.
CAGCGGUGAUCUGUUCUUUUUAAUUCCCCCUCACGUUUCCAGUAUCGCUGUUGAUAUCUUUAGGGCGCAGAGAUGAGGGACGUGACCGGAUUCCUACAGCUGCAGCAAAGCCAGAGCUCGGCCCCUGAGACAGCGGCAAUUUGGCACCGGCUGGAGGAGCUUUACAACAAGAAGCUUUGGCAUCAGCUGACAUUGCAACUGCUAGACUUUGUGCAAGAUCCAGAGUGCUCUAAAGGAGAUGGACUCAUUAAGAUAUACGAGAACUUUAUCAGUGAUUUUGAGCACAGAAUUAACCCAUUGUCUUUGGUAGAAAUCAUUCUGCACGUGGUCAGACAGAUGACAGAUCCCACAGUGGCUCUGAAUUUCCUGGAGAAAACUCGGGAGAAGGUCAAAAGCAGUGAUGAAGCCGUGAUACUGUGCAGGACAGCCAUCGGAGCCCUAAAACUGAACAUUGGAGAGCUGCCGGCCACAAAGGAAACCAUUGAGGCAGUGGAAGAGAUGUUAGGCUCACUCCCUGGUGUAACCUCUGUGCACAGCCGAUUCUAUGACCUCUCCAGCAAGUAUUAUCAGACAAUUGGAAAUCAUGCCUCUUACUACAAAGAUGCAUUGCGCUAUCUAGGUUGCACAGAUCACAAGGACCUCUCUGUCACAGAACAGCAAGACAGAGCCUUUACCCUGGGACUGGCAGGUCUGCUGGGAGAUGGAGUCUACAACUUUGGAGAGCUACUGAUGCAUCCAGUACUGGAAUCUCUGCGCAACUCUGACCGGCAGUGGCUCAUAGACACUCUCUAUGCCUUCAACAGCGGCAACGUGGAGACUUUCCGUGCACUGAAAACUGCUUGGGGACAGCAGCCUGAUCUUGCUGCUAAUGAACCACUUUUGCUAAAGAAAAUCCAGUUACUUUGUCUCAUGGAGAUGACCUUUACACGUCCUGCCAAUCACCGCCAGCUCACCUUUGAAGAAAUCGCUAAGAGCGCACAGGUCAUUGUUAAUGAUGUGGAGCUUCUGGUGAUGAAGGCCCUGUCAGUGGGGCUGCUCCGGGGCAGUAUUGAUGAGGUAGACAAGAGAGUGCACAUCACUUGGGUGCAGCCACGGGUCCUAGAUCUACAGCAGAUCAAGGGAAUGAAAGACCGCCUAGAGCACUGGUGCACAGACGUGAAGAGUAUGGAAAUGCUUGUAGAACACCAAGCUCAUGACAUCUUGACGUAAAUCUCUCUUCUCUGUAUCAUAAAGCAGAGACUACACCUGUGCCCUCUCCAUUAAGGGACGCCGCUUUCAGUGUAGGGGGAGGAAUAAAGGAGUAAAAUGGGAGCAGCCUGGUCCCACCUGAUGUUUGAAACAUCUGACCUGUUUUAUUUGUGGCUUUUUUUCAAUAGGAAACGGCCUCUUUGUUAUAAUAUGGGAUGUGUGUCUGCACCGAGAUCACAACAAGAAAUAAACCAUUUCUGUAAA